CAGAAGGUUGUUAGAGUUAGGGUUUGUGUAGAAGUUUGAAAGGCAACGUGAUAUCCAACCAGUUUCGUCUGUCUGGCGGCAACGAAACAUAACACAGAACAGAGGAGGAGGAGGAGAGAUACUUCCGCAGAAACGCUCUUCUCUGGCUUGGUCCAUUGGCAGUAAGCCCUUUAUACGUAUAUUCUGCAAAUAGAAUCGGUUUUGAUAAUAACAGGGGUGAGAUGUUCGAUUGUUCUGGUUUUCUCUUUUCGGAGGUCGUGUAGUUUAUUCGAGGUUUCUGGUGCCCGGCCAUGGGAGUGGAACUGGCGAAUCAGAAGGCAGAAUUGACAGUAGUCAUGGAGGAGGACGGUGCUGAUUUCACGGAUUCAGAGUUGGUGUGUCGUGUCCGCGACGCCCUCAAAUCAGUCUCUCUGGGUGACAGUGACGAUUACAAUCAGCUUGUUGGUGUUAUCCAUCGCAGGGAAUGCUUCCACCCAGAUGAGGUGGCACUACUUGUGACAAGUUUAAAGGCUUUGUCAGGAGCAGUUUGCUACAUUGAUAGCGUUCACCAUGAGUCUCUUCUUUCUUCAGUAUUUAGAAUGAGCAUGUGGAACUAUGGGCCUGACGUGAUGGAUGCAAUAGUUGAGCUAAUAAUAUCCUUGGCUGGUUCGAGUGGAAAAUACGUUGAUUCAUGCUUAGACAUGCUCAUAUGCAAUUUUAUCCCUCCACAUUCUUUCAAAGAAUUGCUGAAGCAUCCACGUGGUCUUGCAAGAAAGGACCAAGUUCUUUAUCGUGUGCAUUCAGCGUUGAAAGAUAUUACUGAUUUAGUGCCUCUUGCACCUUUACGACUAUUGCCAAUAGUUAUCCAGAGAAUGCCAAAUAUUUAUAGCAACGAACCUUUGAUUGUGAUAUAUGUGGAGAACAUGUUAACAUUGGAGAGUGGUGCCAUGGGAGAGCUUGUUGGCAGCAUGAUGCUUAUAGCAGUGGUCGAUAGGUUGAUAGAUUUGGACGUGGAGAUAGAAUGGGAUGAUAUUUUGAAUGAUGAUUCUAGUAAAGGCAUGUUUGAGAUGGAGCUUGAAGAGGUGGAGGAGACCAUUGAUGAUAUUGAGGAAAAAGUUGAUGAGGUUCCAGUAGAAUUUUCAAGACGUAAGGGUUUUCGGGGAAAUGUAGUUGCUGAAAAGUUAGAUAGCUUAUUGGUCCUUAUGUUUGAGCACCUUAAUUCUUGUUAUGAUGUAGGACGUUUGGUUAAGGUAUUUGAAACUCUUCUCCAGUCAUUUCAGCUAACCGUCUUGAGUGCUUACAAGUCAAAGUUUGCCCAGUUUGUGAUGUUCUAUGCUUGUUCACUUGAUCCUGAAAACUGUGGCAUGAGAUUUGCUGAUAUGCUUGCAGAUAUUUUUAUGGGCAGUGCACUCCCCCCUAUUAAGAGGAUGAGUGCUGUUGCUUAUCUUGCUAGUUAUUUGUCUCGUGCAAAGUUUUUGUCAGUCUCUUUUGUUGCCAACACAUUGCAAAGGCUGGUGAGAUGGUGUUGGGAAUAUUGUGAAGAUCACAACGGUGAUAUUAAUCCAAAAGCUCACAGAGUUUUUUAUUCUGGAUGUCAGGCAAUCAUGUAUGUUCUUUGUUUCCGCAUGCGAUCCGUGAUGGAAAUUCCACGUCUCAAGUCGGAACUUCUUAUUAUGCCUAUAGAGGCAUUAUUGAAGCAUCCUUUGGACCCACUGAAGGUGUGUCUGCCAUCUAUAGUGGAGGAAUUUCUUCGGCAGGCAAAAGCAGCUCGCCUGUUUACAGUGUCAGAGAUUUUUGUCUUUAAUGACAUGCUGGAAUCAGAACUUUCGAGAGCUUUUGGUGGGAUGGAAAGGCUUGACAUGUUCUUCCCAUUUGACCCAUGUUUGUUGAAAAAAUCUGACAGAUUCAUUCGGCGAAGCUUUGUGUACUGGUCAAUGGUAAGAACUACAUAUGACGACGAUGACUAUGAUUGUAGCAGUGAAGAUGAUGUUGAGGUUUGUAUUGCUGGGAGCAGGAAGGACAAUGCUGAUGAUGAUGUAAUGGCUAGGAGUUUGGGAGAACAUGACCUGGAUUUUGACGAAUUUGACGAAUCAUUGAACAGAAUGUCUAUCACCCCCAAGAACUUGUCGAAGUAUCAGUUUGGUGCUCAACAGCAUGGUGCCAUGCAAAUGCCAUCAAGAAUCAGGCCUUCCACAAGUCCAGAAUCCUUGUGAUGAAGGCAAGCAAAUGGACGAUCCGGCAUCUGGCUGCAGUGGAGUUUCUUAUAUGUUGCAGAGUUAACAAGUGUCAGCUGUGUACUCAGGUAUCCUGGAUUUCUGUCAGCUUGGGGUAAAUAUUAUUUGCCUUUUCUUUUUUGAAUUUCUUAUAGUCUGAGCAAAUCAGUGACAUUUGUAAGAACAAAAUGGGCGGCAGAGUCGCAGCUGUCAGCUGAUGUAAUUUUUUGAA
Molecule: messenger RNA, 2424 nt
Organism: Diospyros lotus (date-plum)
Lineage: Eukaryota; Viridiplantae; Streptophyta; Magnoliopsida; Ericales; Ebenaceae
Exons: 16
Coding region: 291-2192 (633 amino acids)
Biological process (GO): transcription initiation at RNA polymerase I promoter
Cellular component (GO): nucleus
Molecular function (GO): RNA polymerase I general transcription initiation factor activity; RNA polymerase I core binding
Source: RefSeq, a predicted model, not a curated record